Messenger RNA from Misgurnus anguillicaudatus (oriental weatherfish), 2551 nucleotides. RefSeq names its product guanine nucleotide-binding protein subunit alpha-13. The record is from RefSeq and is a predicted model, not a curated record. Gene Ontology annotation, molecular function: GTPase activity; guanyl nucleotide binding; G-protein beta/gamma-subunit complex binding. Gene Ontology annotation, cellular component: cytoplasm; heterotrimeric G-protein complex; brush border membrane. Lineage: Eukaryota; Metazoa; Chordata; Actinopteri; Cypriniformes; Cobitidae. Gene Ontology annotation, biological process: Rho protein signal transduction; adenylate cyclase-activating G protein-coupled receptor signaling pathway.
GAAGAAGAAGAAGAAGAAGAAGAAGAAGAAGAAGAAGAAGAAGAAGAAGAAGAAGAAGAAGAAGAAGAAGAAGAAGAAGAAGAAGAAGAAGAAGAAGAAGAAGAAGAAGAAGAAGAAGAAGAAGAAGAAGAAGAAGAAGAAGAAGAAGAAGAAGAAGAAGAAGAAGAAGAAGAAGAAGAAGAAUCACGCUUCGGAGUGUUUCGACACAUCUGCGCUUCAGGAACUCGCAAAGCUUCGGAACGACUGUUUCGCGUCAGCCAUCCCUACCAUGAAGUCGAUUCUAGUGAUGGGAGAAACGAAGCUUCGAAACCGACCAUCACUAGUCGAUACUACAAAGAUGACACUCCAGCCCUUCCGGACUGCAAUAGGUUGUAUUCCCAAUUGUCUCCGCUCGUACAGCGAAGUCGAUCAAAUCAGAAAGUCUAAGGAGAUCGAUGAAAGCCUUUCUCGCGAGAAGACCUAUGUGGAGAAAAUGGUGAAGAUAUUGUUGUUAGGAGCUGGCGAAAGUGGCAAGUCAACUCUCCUCAAACAAAUGCGCAUAAUUUAUGGGCAGGACUUCGAUCAGCGGGCCAAAGAAGAGUUCCGGGCUACGAUCUACAGCAAUGUUAUCAAAGGUAUCAGGGUACUGGUGGAUGCCCGUGAGAAACUUCAUAUUCCUUGGGGAGACCCCGAUAACCAGGUCCAUGGGGAGACGGUUAUGGCUUUUGACACCCGCUCAUCCAUGAUGGCCAAAGAGAUGGUGGAGACCAAAGUCUUUAUGAACUACUUGCCCUCCAUCCGUGCACUGUGGCAAGACAGCGGUAUUCAGAAUGCUUAUGACAGACGGCGAGAGUUUCAGCUGGGUGAAUCUGUGAAAUACUUUCUGGACAAUGUGGAUAAACUUGGAGAACCGGAUUACUUGCCCAGCCAAAAAGAUAUACUUCUGGCACGGAAGCCCACCAAGGGUAUCGAUGAGUAUGAUUUUGAGACCGAGAAUGUUCCUUUCAAGAUGGUAGAUGUGGGAGGGCAGCUGUCGGAGCGUAAGCGAUGGUUCGAGAACUUUGACGGCAUAACCUGCAUCCUCUUCCUAGUCUCAUCCAGCGAGUACGAUCAAGUGCUUAUGGAGGAUCCGCAGACCAACAGGCUCUCUGAGUCGCUCAAUAUCUUCGAGACGAUCGUCAACAAUCAUGUCUUCUCCAACUUCUCCAUCAUCCUUUUGCUCAAUAAGACAGACUUGCUGGAAGAGAAAGUUGAGAAAGUGAACAUCAAGGACUAUUUCCCAGAGUUCACCGGGGAUCCCCACAAACUCCUGGAUGUGCAGACGUUCCUGAUGAAGUGCUUCCGUAACAAAAACGCGCACUGGGAUGAUUAUUAUAACCCUCUUUACUAUCACUUCACCACUGCCAUUAACACAGAAAACAUUCGCCUCGUCUUCCCUAAUGUCAAAUACGACAUCUUAAAUUACAAUAUUAAAACUUAUUAGUUAAUUUAGUAAAUUUCUUAAAGCCACUCUUGAAUUAGAUGUUUACAUUUUAGAUUAUGUUUCAAAAUGAUGUACUUACCCAGAGCGUCUAUUCUAAAUCGAUUAGCAAGCCAAGCAACAAUGUCUUCUCCUGAAGGAUCAAGAUAUACAAUAAACAUUUUAGUGACAGUACAUGCAUAACACUUAAGCGCAAUAAAAACUCUUAUCAGUGGGUGGGAAGGCUGGCCUUUAUAUUGAAUGUUUCCACCUACAGACACAACAAAGAAAAAAUCCAUAGAAUGAGAAGUCACCUGACUGGAGAUCAAUACUAUCAUACUAAUAUCAGGAAAUAUGAAACAUAUUAAGAAACUAUUUUUAAAACAGAGGAUUAAAAAAUAAUUGAAAAUCACUGGAUUAAAAGGGAUAAUGGAGGCAAAUAUUGAACAUAGAGAAGCAAAACAGCUGAUGUAUUAAACAAGCAAAAUUCCACUAUCCACUAUGUUAAACCUUCAUGUUUACAUAUUUGUUUAAAGCGUAACUAAACCCCUGGGGCCCGUUCUUCGUACAUCCGAGAUCAAAUGAGACAUCCGAGAUUUUCAGAUCUCGCUAAUUAUGAUCUUGCUUAUCCGGUUCUUUGAACACCACUGCUGUUGAUGAUUAGUAUGGCAGGAUUGAAUUAUCUGAGAUCAUUGCCUGUUCGUGCACUGCAAGAAAAGGCAAAACAUAUCGAUAGUAGAAACACUGAUCAGCCACGCUGAUUGGCUGGUUGUUACAAUAGCCAAGAACAUGCCCAUUAUUAACCCCUGCAGUCUAAGAGCUAUUGAUGAUAGGUUGUGAACUUUUUUUAAAGCUGAAUUUGUAAACUCCGUUAAAGCUACUUUUUUACAUAAAAUCACCCUACAUAAUGUAAAAUAUUCUGUGUAAUAUAAUCUUGAUAUCUUUAUUAUGCUUGUCAAAGAUUGAAAUUAAUGAUUGUAAUUAAACUUUGGUGCUCCUUAUUAAAGUACUUUAAGUCUCUUUUAAAACAGUUAAAUGCUAUUUUGUCUGUUUGUAACAGCAACUUAAAAAGCAGAAUAAAAAACACAGGUGGUAGUCCUGCAUCUUCAUGUG